AUGGAUCAACAACAGGACCUUAAAAGAACUAGGGAUCCACCAAAUGAUCAAGAUGGUCAAAGACCAAGUAAAAAGAUGUCAUUAUCAAAUUCCGAGGCAUCUUUACCUACAGGACAAGUGGAUCAAAAUUUAAUUCUUUUCCAAAACAGGGCUAUGAAAGUUCGGGUUGAAGAGCAAAAAUUAGAAAUCAACGAUAGAGAGCAAAAAAUUAAAGAAUUAAACCAAAAAAUGCAUCAAUAUCAAGAAAAUAUUAGUGGUUUAUGCCGAGUUUGGGAUCAGUUAAAUAAUGGUCUUGAUCUUUUAUUUAGUAGAGUAGAUUUUGAAAAUUCACUAGAUUCUAUUUUACCAAAAGAAACUUUAGGAGAAUCAUUUCAAUUUUUAAGUACAUUUAUUUCAGAACCAGCCCCAUUAGAUGAUGGAUAUUCAAUCGAACAAGCCUUACAAAAAAAAGUACAAAAAACUCAAAAUACAUUUUGUAGAAUUUCAAAAGCUUUAGAAAAAGAACACACAUUAUCUAAAUUUAUUUUUAAAUUACUAAAAUCUAAAGAUGGUUUGAAAUCAAACGAAAUUGAAAAAUUAUUAAAAGAGGAAAAUGAUAAAUUAUCGAAACAAAACCAAUAUAUUCAAAAUAUUUAUGAUAAAUUUCAAGUUCAAUAUAAACAAUUAAUUGACCAAUCAUCGAAACUUGCAGACCAAGCAGCUCUCUAUCAACAAACUAAUAAAGAAUUAAAACAAGAGUUGGAAAAAUCACAAGAUGAAUUAAAUAUCGAACGAAAAAGAGUCAUCAAGUUACAAGAUGAAACUUUAAGAACACCACAAAUUAAAUCCCAAUCACCAUCCUUAGGCGGUACCAGUAAUAAUGGCAAUGGUGGCUCAUUAAAUUCAUCAAGUAAUGGUAUACCAAAUAAUAAACAAACUGAAGUUAAUGGUAAAGAAUUAUCACAAGAAGAAAUGAUUACCGAGCUCCAAAGACAAUCAGAUAACAGAUUAUUAGAAGCUAGAAAAUUAAGAGAAGAAAAAGCAAUUUUAUUAAAAGAAUUAAAUCAACUCCAAAUAGAUCACCGUAUUAUACCUGAAGAUAGAGUUACCAAUUCGAUGCCAUAUCAAGUUUUAAGACAAAGAUAUCAAUUAGUAGCCGAUGAAUUGGAUAUUCAUCGUAAUCAAUGCACUAAAUUACAAAAUGAUCUUCAACAAGCAACUAUUGGUCGUAGAUUAGAAAGAGAGGCAGUCGAAAGUUUUGAAGCACAUAGACGACAGCAAUUAGAUAGAAGAGUACAACAAUUAGAGGGCGAGGCUAUUGAAUUAAAAGCAGAAAAAGAGAAAUUGAUCGAACGUAUUAAACAAGUUGUACAAAGAGAUGUUGAAGCAAAAAAUAUUGAAAUUAAAGAGUUGUUAGACAAACUUUCAGUUUUUACAAAACAAAACGACGAAUUAAAAUUACAAGAAAAUAAAUUAAGAGAUAAAGAGAAGGAAUUAAUAAUACAAAUUAAUAUUUUAAAAGAUCAAAUAAAUAAUAUAAAUAAUAAUAAUAAUAAUACAAAUACAAAUACAACUACAAAUAUAAUUACAGAUACAAAUACAGAUAAUAAUAAUAUAAAUACAAAUACAGAAAAUAAAGAAGAACCAAUAAAUUCUUUAACAACACCUACCACUACUACAUCAGCAACUAAUAGUUUAACAUUGCAACAACAAGAAGAGGUUUUAGAAAAACCAAAUAAUAUAAAUGAUAUACCGAUAAAUAAUAUAAAUACAAAUAAUAAUAAUAAUAAUAUAGAUAUAAAUAAUUUAGAAAAUCAAGAAAUUUAUAAAUUAAAAUUAAAUGAAUUAAAACUUCAAGAAGAAUUGGAGAAAACUAAAAGUGAAUUAAAAGAACUUGGCAAAUUAAAAGAAAAUUAUAAUAGUGAAAUCUCUUUAAUCGAAGAGAAAUAUAAGAAUCAAAUCAAGGAAAGGGACAUCACCAUUUCACAAUGUAAAGCUACACAAGAAUCACAACGUCAAGAAAUUGAAGCAUUAAUUAUGGAGAUUGAUUCAAUGGGUAAAGCCUACGAGCAAAUGUUGGAGCAAAACACCAAACUUACAAAACAAUUAUCAGAUAAAGAAGAUACUCAUGCCCAUUUAACAGCAGAGAAUAUUAAAUCCCAACAAACCAUCCGUCUCUCUAAAGAACAACAAUUGGCAAUGGAAGAGAAACUCGUUCGUAACGAAGACAAACUUAAAGCUCAAGCAGAGUUGAUGCAAAAAAUUGAAGAGAAAUCAAAUAUACUCCAAAAACAAUUAUCAAAGGUCACAGAGGAUUUCCACAUUUGUAAUUUCGAUUUAGAAAAGCACAAGAGAUUCGUACGUGAAAACGGUGCCCACUCUACAGAGCUAAAAACUCAAUUGGAUCAUCUCAAUAAUUUAAAUCUCGAAUUGAAAAAGAAAGCCGACGAUUCCAUUUUCGCAUUGGAAAGAGAAAUCGAUAAGGCCAAAAGAUUAGAUGAAGAGAAACAAUUAUUAAAGAGAAAAUUAGAAAAAGCUACAACUAUCUCUACUUCUUCUUCAUCCUCAUCCGAAGAAGAGUUGAAAAUGGUAAACCAACGUUUAAGAUGCACCAUUUGUAACGAUAGACAAAAGAAUUAUGUCAUUGCUAAAUGUUUUCACGUUUUUUGCAGAGAAUGUAUAUACUCAAAUAUAGAUACUAGAAAAAGAAGAUGUCCAAGUUGUAAUAGAGCUUUCGCUGAAACUGAUGUUCAUCAAAUUUAUUUAUAA
This is a messenger RNA of Dictyostelium purpureum, 2748 nucleotides long. RefSeq lists its product as uncharacterized. The record is from RefSeq and is a predicted model, not a curated record. Gene Ontology annotation, cellular component: HULC complex; nucleus. NCBI's taxonomy places the organism in Eukaryota, Evosea, Eumycetozoa, Dictyosteliales, Dictyosteliaceae. Gene Ontology annotation, molecular function: ubiquitin protein ligase activity. The coding region runs from base 1 to 2748 and encodes 915 amino acids. The transcript has 6 exons.